AUGAUGGACAAAGAACAGUCUGCAGAGAUCCUGUUGUCCCUAUCACCGCUGGAAGUUGUUGGACUUAAACAAGGAAUCAAUUUUUUUCGGAAUAAGAGCAGUGGCAAAAACUACAUCUUAUACAAAGAUCAAAACCACUUUCGGGCAUGCAAGAACAUGUGUAAACACCAAGGAGGGUUAUUUAUAAAAGAUAUAGAAGAUUUAGAUGGAAGGUCUGUCCGUUGCACAAAACACAACUGGAAGCUGGAUGUGAGCACCAUGAAGUAUAUCAACCCUCCAGACAGUUUCUGUCAAGAUGAACUGGUUGUUGAAAUGGAUGAAAAUAAUGGACUUUUGCUAAUAGAGCUGAAUCCUCCUAACCCUUGGGAUGUAGACCCUCGCUGUCCUGAGGACUUAGCUUUUGGAGAGGUGCAGGUAACAUACCUCACCCACGCCUGCAUGGAUCUCAAAUUAGGUGAGAAGAAAAUGAUCUUUGACCCUUGGUUAACUGGUCCUGCCUUUGCAAGAGGAUGGUGGCUGCUCCAUGAGCCUCCCUCAGACUGGCUAGAAAGGCUGUGCCAAGCAGAUCUAAUUUACAUCAGUCACAUGCAUUCUGAUCACUUGAGCUAUCCUACCCUGAAGAAGCUUGCUGUCCGAAGACCAAACAUUCCUAUUUAUGUUGGAAACACAGAAAGACCCGUAUUUUGGAAUCUGAGGCAGAGUGGCGUGCCGUUGACCAACAUUCAUGUGGUGCCAUUUGGCAUUUGGCAGGAGGUAGAUCAGAAUCUUCGAUUCAUGAUCUUGAUGGAUGGUGUUCACCCUGAAAUGGAUACCUGCAUCAUAGUGGAGUAUAAGGGUCAUAAAAUCCUCAAUACAGUGGACUGUACCCGACCUAAUGGGGGGAGACUUCCUGAAAAGGUUGACCUGAUGAUGAGUGAUUUUGCUGGAGGAGCAUCUGGCUUUCCAAUGACGUUCAGUGGUGGAAAGUUUACUGAGGAGUGGAAGGCCCAGUUCAUUAAAACAGAGAGGAAGAAACUCCUGAACUAUAAGGCCCAGUUGGUGAAGGACCUACAACCCAGAAUUUUUUGUCCUUUUGCUGGAUAUUUUGUGGAAUCCCACCCAUCAGACAAGUAUAUAAAAGAAACUAAUACUAAAAAUGACCCAAAUGAGCUCAACAACCUCAUUAAAAAAACCUCUAAUGUUUCUACAUGGACACCGAUGCCUGGUGCUGUACUUGACCUGGGGAGAAUGCUAAAGGAUCCUUUAGACAGCAAGAGCAUCAUAAACCCUCCAGCUGGGACUAAAAUUUAUAAAGAUUCAUGGGACUUUGAACAACACUUGAAAACACUGAAUGAUGCGAUAGAAGAUGAAAUAUUUCGUCACCCAUCCUGGAUAAAAGAGUACUUCACUUGGGCUGGAUUUAAGAAUUAUAACCUCGUGAUCAGGAUGAUUGAGACAGAUGAGGAUUUCAACAUUUUGCCUACUGGAUACAACUAUCUGGUUGAUUUUCUAGACUUAUCCUUUCCAACAGAAAGACCAAACCGGGAUCAUCCAUAUGAGGAAAUAAGGAGCCGGGUUAGUGUGAUAAGGCAUGUGGUGAAGCACGGGUUGCUCUGGGAUGACUUAUAUAUAGGAUUCCAAACCAGACUCCAGCGUGAUCCUGACAUUUAUCAUCAUCUGUUUUGGAAUCAUUUUCAAAUAAAACUUCCCUUGACACCACCAAACUGGAAGUCUUUUCUGGCACAACAAAUAUAGACCACUCCAUAGAAUCUCAAGCAACAUGAAAUAUGAAGAAUGUAUUGG
Gracilinanus agilis (Agile Gracile Mouse Opossum) is the source of this 1782-nucleotide messenger RNA. RefSeq names its product cytidine monophosphate-N-acetylneuraminic acid hydroxylase. The transcript is spliced from 15 exons. The coding region runs from base 1 to 1734 and encodes 577 amino acids. The record is from RefSeq and is a predicted model, not a curated record. NCBI's taxonomy places the organism in Eukaryota, Metazoa, Chordata, Mammalia, Didelphimorphia, Didelphidae. Gene Ontology annotation, molecular function: 2 iron, 2 sulfur cluster binding.